Messenger RNA from Oenanthe melanoleuca, 1952 nucleotides. It is a transcript of the gene TMBIM1, whose product is annotated as transmembrane BAX inhibitor motif containing 1. The transcript is spliced from 12 exons. The record is from RefSeq and is a predicted model, not a curated record. Bases 513 to 1436 code for a protein of 307 amino acids. NCBI's taxonomy places the organism in Eukaryota, Metazoa, Chordata, Aves, Passeriformes, Muscicapidae. Gene Ontology annotation, cellular component: endoplasmic reticulum; membrane; Golgi apparatus. Gene Ontology annotation, biological process: negative regulation of apoptotic signaling pathway.
GUGUGCGCCACACCCCAGAUGCAUAGUGAGGGAGGACUGGUUCCCCAAGCAGCAAGGACUGGGGGGCAUUGCUGCGGGGCGCUCACCAGGAGGGGCUGGUGCUGGCUGUUCCUCGCCAUGCUCCCGGGGGAACAUGCUUGCUAUGGUCCGGGGAAUCAGGGAAGAGAAUGGGCCGAGGAAAAAGGAAGCAAGAAAUGCCUCCGUGCAUGUGUGGGUGCAAAAGAUAACAUGCUGCGGGGCCCGAAGGGACCUCCCCGUGUGCCCAGCAGCGACUUGGGACGGGAUGGGGAAUGGCGCAAUGACGGACACGUAAAGUCCCGGGCUGCAAAGUCCAUUCCCGGCCGAGGGCACCCCAUGGCACAGCGGGAGCGAUCCCUGCACUAGGGGGGCGCCCCUGCGUCUAUGCCGGUGGGAGCCCGAAACCGGGGAGCAGGGGCUCCUGCCAGCAGCUGGUAGCCUGACCACGGCCGGGGCAGCGGGGCAGGAGCCCGUGGGAGACGCGGGGAGCCGGCAUGUCGCAGCCCACCGCACCCCCGCUCUACGAUGACAAGAACCCCCUGUACCCCCCGCCCCCCGGCGGGUACCCCCAGCCCCCCCACUAUCCCGGGGGGUACCCGCAGCCUGGGGGGUACCCUGCGGGACCAGGGUACUCGCAGCCAGGGGCGUACCCAGCAGCAGGGGGCUACCCUCAUCCGGGCAUGCCCACCAUGCCUAUGCGGUUUGGUGACAACGGCCUCGGGGAUGGCUCUCCCUACCAAUCAGUUGACUGGGAUGAUAGGAAAGUCCGGCACGCCUUCAUCCGCAAGGUCUAUGCCAUCAUCUCCCUGCAGCUCCUGGUGACGGUGGGAAUCAUCUCUGUGUUCACCUUUGUCGAUCCUGUCCGCUCCUUCGUCAGGAGGAAUGUUGCCAUCUACUAUGCCUCAUAUGCUGUGUUCCUGGUGACCUACCUGGUGCUGGCCUGCUGCCAGGGUCCCCGGAGACGCUUCCCCUGGAAUAUUAUUCUGCUGAGCAUCUUUACGCUGGCCAUGGGGCUGAUGACAGGCACGAUUGCCAGCACGUACAACACGAAAGCUGUCCUGAUUGCCAUGCUCAUCACCGCCAUUGUGGCCAUCGUUGUGACCAUCUUCUGCUUCCAGACCAAGGUUGAUUUCACAUCAUGUCCAGGGCUAUUCUGUGUGCUGGGCAUUGUGGUCAUGGUGACCGGGAUCAUCACUGCCAUCGUCCUCUCCUUCAAAUACGUGCCCUGGCUCCACAUGCUGUACGCGGCCAUCGGGGCCAUCGCGUUCACGCUGUUCCUUGCCUAUGACACCCAACUGGUGCUGGGGAACAGGAAGAACACGCUGAGCCCUGAGGAGUAUGUCUAUGGUGCCCUCACCAUCUACACUGACAUCAUCUACAUCUUCACCUUCAUCCUGCAGAUAGUGGGCCGGGAUUAGCCCUGGGACCCCUCCUGUCCCUCUACAGCUGCCCCGCACCCCUCCUCUGGUCUCUGUACAGGAUAGUCUGCUUACUGUGACUCAUAAUGCUUUGGCAUUCCUACCUGUAGGCUGCUAAGGAAAGGGCUUCCCUUGAUCAUCCCCCAGUAAGCCUCUGAGGGCAAUGGGGGAGACUGGCUGCCAGCGUUUAGGCAGUUUAGCCCAGCUUAGGCACCGCUUACCAAGGCUGUGCCAAUGGCAUUGUGCUGGCAGUGUAAUGUCACGGCCCUGCCUAGGCUCAGUGAGCUGGCAGUGGCUGCUGGGAUCGUGUUGUGAUUUUUUGGCAGAGAACAGUUGGUGUCAUUCACUCUGUGCCUUAAAUGGGGCUGGCCAUGCCCCCUCCCUGAGCUGUGGCUGUGCCCAGUGUGGGCAGGGGGCAGCUGGGACCUUCAUGGCAGAGCUCACAUUGCAGAGGCCCUGCAGCCACGGAUGUGGGCAAAGUUGCACUUGCUAAAUAAAACAGUUCAGUUUUCCAGA